Messenger RNA from Iphiclides podalirius (scarce swallowtail), 570 nucleotides. Lineage: Eukaryota; Metazoa; Arthropoda; Insecta; Lepidoptera; Papilionidae. The record is from the annotation of a GenBank genome assembly.
AUGCGGGAUUUUGAACUUUGGCUGCUUGCGAUUAGAAGAGCUUUUCGGUUGGAUGGUGUUGGGGUCGCGGGGUGUAGGCGUGCGGACCGCCUUCGACGCGGCACGCGGCUUAGAGCGCGGCGGCGCGUGCUCGGGGCAGUAAUGGUGAUGGAGCGGCUGGCGGACUUCGUCAGCAAGUCGCUGGAGGGCGGCGAGGCGCCGACGCCGCCGCCGGAGCCCGGGGAGGCUGCAGACGAGGAGGUGGACAUCACGGCGCUGGAGGAGAGACCGCCGCCGGCGAAGAGGCCCCGCAACUGGCUCAUCUCGCCCGUGCCCGCGAGGAACUGCAAAAAGGAGGCGGACGAAGACGACGAGCCCCGCCACGGCAAGUACAUAACGGAAAAGUGCCCUAAUGGUGCUGUGAGCAACGGUGGCGGGAAGCAGCGUCGCUCGAGGACGAACUUCACUCUGGAGCAAUUGGGAGAGUUGGAGAGGCUGUUCGACGAGACCCACUACCCCGAUGCGUUCAUGAGGGAAGAGCUGAGCCAACGGCUUGGCCUGAGCGAGGCCAGAGUUCAGGUGAGUCGAUCU